AUGGAAGGUCUACAAACUUCGCAGUUGCAACAACAACAAAUGCAGAAUGAGUUCCGUACUGAACUCGAGGAAAACAACAAAAGAAUGGAAGGCUUGGUAGCUGAAAUGAAGCAGGAGUUCAAUGCUUUCAUAAGAGCAAUGAUAAGCAAGGAAAGAGCUAUUCCAGAAGAAGACAGACCGAGAGUGGAACAGGCACCACUCUUACCAACUCCUCUAUUAAAUCAGAGGCUACAGAUGGGAUCUGAAAUCAGCAGAGCAGCAAGGAAGGAAACAAGUAAGAUUUUGAUACCAAAUCCUCCUAGAAUCCAUUUACCUAUGUUUAUUGGUGAAAAUUCGAGGGAGUGGAUCCGGAAAUGCAAUACGUACUGCCUAAAUUACCAAAUUCCUGAGGAUCAAAAGGUGGAAGUCAUAGAAAUAUUCAGCACCUAUCAGGAAUUUAACAAACUGAGGCAAUCUAGCAAAGUGGAGGAGUACCAAGAAAAGUUUGAAGAACUUAAAACUCUUAUGAUGAUUAGGAAUCAGCAUUUAGAUGAGGAAUAUUUUGUGUCUAGCUUCAUCAGUGGACUUAAGGAUGAAAUCAAAACUAUGAUAAUGAUGCUUAAGCCUGCAACCCUGUCAGAAGCCUUUGACUUGGCUGCACUACAGGAGGAGGCAUUAAGGCUACAAACAAGGACCUUCAAAGAAGGAGGGAAAAUGGUGCCUGAAGACAGAUUUGGGAUUUCCAGGAGUCCUUCUCAGCACCAGACCCACAAUUCUCACUACAGGGUGCUUUCUACUAGUACAUUCAGGAAUACUUCAUUCAAAGGCAAAACAAUGUCUACCUCGGGUUCUGAACCUAUGAGGAUCUCAGCACAAGAGGUACAACACAGGAGGAAUAAUGGUCUUUGUUUCAAGUGUGGAGAGAAGUUUGGACAGGGUCAUCAGUGUAAAUCUGGUCACCUAAACCUUCUGGUUACUGACGAAGAAGAAGAGUCUGAGUUUGAAGAUGCAUUGGGGGAGCAAGAUGAGUCCACAGGGAAUCCAGGACACAUCAUAGAAAUGUCCUUGCAUGCAUUGUCAGAGGCUAUGAAAAGAAAGACAAUAACACUGAUAGGGAAGUGGGAUGGAGAGGAAAUGCUCAUUUUAGUUGACACUGGGAGUUUAGACAGUUAUAUCAGCAAUGAGGCCUGUGUGACCAGUAAAGCCAUCUGUCCCAAAGUGUCAUGGGAAAUGAGCCAGCAUAAGUUCUGCUUUGAUCUCAAAGUGAUGGACUUAAGUAGUUGGGAUAUGAUAUUGGGAGUAGAUUGGAUGACUCACUUCAGCCCCAUUACUUUUGACUUCCAUCAGUUGACUAUCUUCCUGCAUAAUCAAGGUGAAGUAGUGCAAUUGAGGGGGCAAGCAGAAAAUUGUGACUUAGAUCUCAUCAGGGGUAAUGACCUGAGAAAUUUCAUUGACUAUAAGAAACAGAUGUGCUUGGCUUUGAGGAUGGGACAGAGUAAGUUGUCUGAAGAAUUUGUUAUGCCUACUGAGGUUCAGCACAUCAUUGAAGAAUUUAGUGAUAAAGGUGAAAUAGAAAAGCAGGUAAAAGAUAUGAUGCGGCAUAGGAUCAUUAGCCAUAGCAAUAGCCCCUUUGCCUCACUAGUGUUAUUAGUCAAGAAAAAAGAAGGCAUAUUGCGUUUUUGUGUGGAUUACAAGCGUUUGAAUGAGAUGACUAUUAAAGACAGGUAUCCUAUACCAAAUAUAGAUGAACUGAUCAAUGAAUUAACAGGAUCAAGGUAUAAAACCAAAUUGGACCUUACUUCUGGCUACCACCAGAUCAGAAUCAAGCCCAAGGAUACUCAUAAGACUACUUUUCAGAUUCACUGUGGUCACUAUGAAUUUCUGGUGAUGCCAUUCAGAUUAACCAAUGCACCAGCAACAUUUCAGUCUCUUAUGAAUCAGAUAUUUCAACCAUACUUAAGGAAAUUUGUUUUGGUAUUCUUUGACGACAUCUUGAUUUACAGCUCCACAUUGGAAUUGAAUUUAGAGCACUUGAAAAUAGUGCUAUCUGUCCUGAGAAAGCACAAGCUAUUUACAAAGAGAUCCAAAUGCUCCUUUGCACAGCAAAAGGUGGAUUAUCUUGGCCAUACCAUAACUGAAAAUGAGGUAUCCAUGGGCCAGUCCAAGAUUGAAAGUAUCAUGAAUUGGCCCACUCCUAGGACAAUAAAAGAUUUGAGGGGAUUUUUGGGGCUGACUGGAUAUUACAGAAGGUUCAUCAAGCACUAUGGGAUCAUCUACAAACCACUCACAGAGUUACUCAAGAAGGAUAAUUUUGUUUGGAAUGGUAGAGCAAAGAAGGCCUUGAAGUCACUGAAACACAUCAUGUGCAAGGCUCUUGAAGGCCAUCCUAUAGCCGUCCUAAGCAAGGCAUUAUCAACUAGGAAUUUGGGGCUAUUAGCUUAUGAGAAAGAGCUACUGGCACUGUUGAUGGCAAUGACCAAGUGGAAACACUACCUGCUAGGAUACCAUUUCAUUAUUAAAACAGAUCAUCAGCCCCUGAAGUACUUGCUACAUCAGAAACUCACCACUGCAUUGCAACAUAAAUGGUUGGCUAAAUUGCUUGGCCUGGAUUAUGAGAUUCAGUACAAAAAGGGAGCAGAAAAUAAAGUAACUGAUGCACUGUCUAGACUACAUGCAAGAAAUACAGAUCAAGCAGCUCAACAAGGGUCCUGCUUGGCCAUCUCCACUGUUAAACCACUAUGGAUACAAGAACUUCAAGAGAGUUAUGAUUCUGAUCCUCAGUGCCAGAAUAUCAUUUCCUCAUUAUUACUGGAUCCAGCUGCUCAUUCACAAUAUGAAUGGGACAAUGGACUAUUAAAGUACAGUGGCAAACUUUAUGUAGGAUCGACUAAUGGAUUAAGGGAUAAGUUGAUCCAAACUUUGCAUGAUUCUGCAAUUGGAGGACAUUCUGGACAAAGAGGGUGCUGGUAG
Messenger RNA from Coffea arabica (coffee), 2949 nucleotides. Lineage: Eukaryota; Viridiplantae; Streptophyta; Magnoliopsida; Gentianales; Rubiaceae. The record is from RefSeq and is a predicted model, not a curated record.